AUGCAACAUUAUAAAUUAGUCAAGCACGCUCCCCCACUCAAAUACUCGUAUAAUGAUUCACGAACAGUAGUUCACAUAAAGUCCUCUACUCCAUUUAUGUCGGCAGCGAAACGAAUACUGAAAAACAUAGAUUAUUUUGAUCAUAAAUAUACGAAAAAAGGAAAGCCAAUACCAAAUCAGAACAAGUUAGUAUCAUAUAUUGUUGUGCGCGGAAUGGGGAAAGCAAUUUCCAAGGUUACUAAUCUUGCUCUCUACUUUGAUCACGAGCUGGGCUACAAAGUUGAAGUUUUUACCAAGACAGUAGAGGUUCUUGAUGAGCUACAAAGCGCGAAUGACGAUGACGUUUACCAACGAAGGAAAGUUUCGUGCUUAGAAUUGCAUAUAGACCUUCAGAAAAAGGAACCACAGUCCGAAUCAUAG
Ogataea haglerorum is the source of this 420-nucleotide messenger RNA. RefSeq lists its product as uncharacterized. The transcript has a single exon. The coding region runs from base 1 to 420 and encodes 139 amino acids. The record is from RefSeq and is a predicted model, not a curated record. Gene Ontology annotation, cellular component: ribonuclease MRP complex; nucleolar ribonuclease P complex. Lineage: Eukaryota; Fungi; Ascomycota; Pichiomycetes; Pichiales; Pichiaceae. Gene Ontology annotation, biological process: intronic box C/D snoRNA processing; nuclear-transcribed mRNA catabolic process, RNase MRP-dependent; tRNA 5'-leader removal. Gene Ontology annotation, molecular function: RNA binding.